AUGGCGCAGGAGAACGCCGCCUUCUCGCCGGGCCCCGAGGAGCCGCCCCGACGGCGCGGCCGCCAGCGCUACGUGGAGAAGGACGGCCGGUGCAACGUGCAGCAGGGCAACGUGGGCGAGACGUACCGCUACCUGACGGACCUGUUCACCACGCUGGUGGACCUGCAGUGGCGCCUCAGCCUGCUCUUCUUCGUGCUCGCCUACGCGCUCACCUGGCUCUUCUUCGGCGCCAUCUGGUGGCUCAUCGCCUACGGCCGCGGCGACCUGGAGCACCUGGAGGACACGGCCUGGACGCCCUGCGUCAACAACCUCAACGGCUUCGUGGCCGCCUUCCUCUUCUCCAUCGAGACGGAGACCACCAUCGGCUACGGGCACCGCGUCAUCACCGACCAGUGCCCCGAGGGCAUCGUGCUGCUGCUGCUGCAGGCCAUCCUGGGCUCCAUGGUGAACGCCUUCAUGGUGGGCUGCAUGUUCGUCAAGAUCUCGCAGCCCAACAAGCGCGCCGCCACGCUCGUCUUCUCGUCGCACGCGGUGGUGUCCCUGCGCGACGGCCGCCUCUGCCUCAUGUUCCGCGUGGGCGACCUGCGCUCCUCGCACAUCGUGGAGGCCUCCAUCCGCGCCAAGCUCAUCCGCUCGCGCCAGACGCAGGAGGGCGAGUUCAUCCCGCUGCACCAGACCGACCUGAGCGUGGGCUUCGACACCGGGGACGACCGCCUCUUCCUGGUCUCGCCGCUGGUCAUCAGCCACGAGAUCGACGCCGCCAGCCCCUUCUGGGAGGCGUCGCGCCGCGCCCUCGAGAGGGACGACUUCGAGAUCGUGGUGAUCCUGGAGGGCAUGGUGGAGGCCACGGGAAUGACAUGCCAAGCUCGGAGCUCCUACCUGGUGGACGAGGUGCUGUGGGGCCACCGCUUCAUGUCAGUGCUGACCCUGGAGGACGGCUUCUACGAGGUGGACUAUGCCAGCUUCCACCAGACUUUCGAGGUGCCCACACCCUCCUGCAGCGCCCGGGAGCUGGCCGAGGCAGAGGCCCGCCUUGAUGCCCAUCUCUACUGGUCUAUACCCAGCCGGCUGGAUGAGAGAGUGGAGGAAGAGGGGGCAAGGGAGGGGGCAGGGGAGGAGGCAGAGGGAGAGGGAGAGGCCGGGGCUGACCAGGGGAAGAAUGGCUGCCUGCCACCCCCAGAGAGUGAGUCUAAGGUGUGA
Molecule: messenger RNA, 1200 nt
Organism: Eptesicus fuscus (big brown bat)
Lineage: Eukaryota; Metazoa; Chordata; Mammalia; Chiroptera; Vespertilionidae
Gene: KCNJ9
Product: potassium inwardly rectifying channel subfamily J member 9
Exons: 2
Coding region: 1-1200 (399 amino acids)
Biological process (GO): potassium ion import across plasma membrane; regulation of monoatomic ion transmembrane transport
Cellular component (GO): plasma membrane
Molecular function (GO): G-protein activated inward rectifier potassium channel activity
Source: RefSeq, a predicted model, not a curated record